UUUGUUUUGAAUUGGGCCUCACUGCCUUUUCCCUAACCUCACUAACUAUAUCACAAAAUAUAAUAACGGCGCCCCAAGAACUCUCCCUCUUAUUGUCGUUUGGAGUCUCUGGAUUGCUGGGAACAGAAGCAAUUCUUGGGAUAAUCCCAAGGAUCAAAUAUGGAAGAUUACAUGCCGUUAGUUAGGCAAGACAGCUGUCCCGACCAUAUCGAUAAGCACAGAGGGUUCACGAGAGUCUGGGUACAGACGAUCCGGACCCAACCAUUCCUGUUUCCAUAUCGACUACAAGCCUAACUAUAAAUAGGGAACAAGGGUUGUUCUUCUGAAGACACAAAAUCGUGAGAAACCGCCGAUCAGAACAGUUUCCCAAAACUAAUACGAAGAAGAAGAAGAAGAAGAAGAAGAAGAAGAAGAAGAAGAGAAGAAGAAGAAGAAGAAGAAGAAGAAGAAGAAGAAGAAGAAGAAGAACGACCAUGUUUGGUGAAUUUGAUCCGAAAUACAGUAAAUACUCGGAUGCUCAUAGGGAUUUGAUGGAAAAAGUUCUGGACAAUUGGAAACUUCGGGACGAGGAAGAAAAAUUCAAGGUGCUUCAUGAUUACCUGAGCGAUGUACACAUCAAUUCUUAUUUUUAUGAAUCCACUGAAGAUUUGCUCACCGAAUUAAGGAUCCUAAAAAGAAUUAAUUGUAUUCUCGGUGCUGAUCACCGUGAAUUACUGGCCACUUAUCGCAGUGGCGACAUUGAAUUUUAUAAGGUCCAAAAAGAAUUUUUCAAGGUGAAAACCAUAAUGUUGGAUUUUUUAAAAUCACAAAUGAAAAAUGCCACAAUAUCGGAAUUUUUAAGGUCUCUUGCUGAAUUUCCGGAGGAGGAGUUUUCAUCUUCACAAAUAAAAGAUGCUACAAUGUUGGAUUUUUUAAAGUCCCUUGUCCAUCUUGAUCUUCCAGAAGAACGUAAAAACUGGCUGCUGCAGAAAUUAGUGGGAAAUGACAUCACCAGUGCCUGUGAGGAAAGCAAAACGUCGGAAAACGUUUUCGCCGAGAAAUUACAGCGUCUGGGAGUGGAGAUCCGAGAAGACAAUUUAACAAAUGACGGAGAUCCAUGUACCGAUAUGGAUUCACUCAAAAAACGCUUAAAGGUUAUGGAGAAUGAAGUCAGGGAGAAGUCUGAUAAUUUACGACAAAUGUAUGAUUGUCCAAUUCAUGCUUGUGUGAGAUAUGAACACUUCGUAAAAAGUUUUAUUCAGCAGUUGGAUAUGCAUGUUACGGCUAUGUCAAGAUGAAAAUUGAAUUGGAUUUAUGAGUCUAAACUACGUCAUUAUCUCAAAAUAGUUUUUUUUAAUUUUUAAAUGCAAAUGCCAUCUCAAGAACAAGAUGAAAAUUGAAUUGGAUUUAUGAGUUUAGUCUAUGUCAUUAUCUCAAAAUAGUGUUUCUGAUGAGGAUAAAACUACAGGCCAGAAGAACAAUAUCACAAUUACUAUUAAUAAAGGAAGGUUGUUGAAGGAGGAAAUUGAGAAGAUGGUGCAAGAGGCAGAAAAGUACAAGACGGAGGAUGAACAACACAAGCAGAAAGAAAGUCGAGCCGAAGAAUGCUUUGAAAACUAUGCUUACAAUAUGAGGAAUACAAUAAGGACGAGAAGGUUGCUGGGAAGUUAGCACCAGCUGACAAGAAGAAAAUCCAGGAUGCUAUUGAAUCUGCCACUCAGUGGCUUGAUGCCAACGAGCUAGCAGAGGCGGAUGAAUCUGAUGUCAGGAUGAAAGAGCUGGAGAGUGUUUGCAACCAAAUUACUGCUAAGAUGCACCAAGAUAGUGCUGGACCUGACAUGGGUGGUUUUGGUGGGAUAUGACCGACUGCUUGGAGGUCUGAUGGAGGGGAUUCAUUUUAUUUAGGUCACUUUAAUUUAAUAUUUAAGUUUGAUUUUUCUCUAAGAAAAUGAUGGUACUGAUUGAACUUUAUAGAUAUGCUUAAUGGAAAUAUUUCAGUUUUAGUUUGUUGAAUUUUUCAA
Molecule: messenger RNA, 2000 nt
Organism: Papaver somniferum (opium poppy)
Lineage: Eukaryota; Viridiplantae; Streptophyta; Magnoliopsida; Ranunculales; Papaveraceae
Exons: 5
Coding region: 474-1277 (267 amino acids)
Source: RefSeq, a predicted model, not a curated record